Messenger RNA from Liolophura sinensis, 2388 nucleotides. Its product is annotated as vacuolar protein sorting-associated protein 45-like. Gene Ontology annotation, biological process: vesicle-mediated transport. The transcript is spliced from 14 exons. NCBI's taxonomy places the organism in Eukaryota, Metazoa, Mollusca, Polyplacophora, Chitonida, Chitonidae. The coding region runs from base 66 to 1766 and encodes 566 amino acids. The record is from RefSeq and is a predicted model, not a curated record.
UGUUUCGCUUUGACAGUUCAUCCCUUCACUAUUGCUUCAUCACAUAUUUUGCAAUUUAUUUCAAGAUGAACGUGGUGUUGGCUGUGAAGCAGUAUGUCUCCAAAAUGAUAGAUGACAGUGGACCAGGCAUGAAAGUCCUAUUGAUGGAUAAGGAAACGACGAGUGUAGUCAGCAUGGUGUAUGCCCAGUCUGAGAUAUUACAGAAGGAAGUGUAUAUGUUUGAGAGGAUUGAUUCUGGUGGUAGAGAGACCAUGAAACAUCUCAAGUGUAUUGCCUUUAUGCGGCCCACUAAGGAAAAUGUAGAGAUGCUUGCUCAAGAGCUGAGGACUCCUAAGUAUGGACUAUACUAUGUCUAUUUCAGCAAUGUGAUCAGUAAGCAGGAUGUCAAGACUCUGGCAGAGGCAGAUGAUCAGGAAGUGGUGAGGGAAGUACAGGAAUUUUUUGCAGAUUACAUUGCUGUCAAUCCACAUCUGUUUUCACUGAACAUCAGCCAGUGUUGUAAGGGGUUAAACUGGGAAACUCGCUCGCUGACGCGCACAGUCCAAGGUCUCACCUCAGUGCUGCUGUCCCUGAAGAAAUGUCCAAUGAUCCGAUACCAAAACUCCUCAGAGAUGGCAAGACGCUUGGCUGAACUUGUGCGACAAAUGAUCAACAAAGAAGCAGGGCUGUUUGAGUUCCGGAAAACGGAUGUGCCACCAGUGUUAAUGAUCCUGGACAGACGAGAUGACUGUGUGACACCCCUCCUUAACCAGUGGACGUAUCAAGCCAUGGUGCAUGAAUUACUGGGCAUUAAAAACAACAGAACCAAUCUAUCCAGUGUUCCUGGUGUGUCACGUGACCUACAGGAAGUGGUUCUGUCAGCUGAGCACGACGAGUUUUACGCAAAUAAUAUGUACUGUAACUUUGGGGAAAUAGGAACAAAUAUUAAAUCCUUGAUGGAGGAGUUCCAGAGGAAAUCCAAAAGUCAGGCUAAAGUGGAGUCUAUAGCAGAUAUGAAGGCUUUUGUAGAGAACUAUCCCCAGUUUAAGAAGAUGUCUGGGACAGUGGCUAAACAUGUGACAGUGGUCGGGGAAUUGUCACGACUGGUUGGCUCCCACUGUCUGCUGGAGGUGUCCGAGUGUGAGCAGGAACUGGCCUGUCAGGGAGACCACUCAGCCAGCUUGCAGAAAAUCAAAAGUUUGCUGAGCAAUGAACGAAUUACGUCGGUGGACAUGUUGAGGUUAGUGAUGCUUUAUGCACUGAGAUAUGAGAGACACAGUAAUAAUGAUGUGUCAGGACUGGUGGAUGCCCUGGGCCGGAGAGGAGUGACAGACAGACAGAGAAAGCUGGUUGGAGCUCUCCUGGACUAUGGAGGUAUGAAAGCUAGAGGCAGUGAUUUGUUUGGAUCAAACCAGGAUCCUGUUGCCAUGACAAAGAGAUUCCUCAAAGGUUUAAAGGGUGUGGAGAAUGUGUACACACAGCACAAACCUUUACUACACACCGUACUGGAUCAGUUGAUUAAGGGAAAGCUUAGGGAGUCAAGUUAUCCUUACCUGGGCACGGGGCAGCUGAGAGACAGGCCACAGGACAUAGUGGUAUUCAUCAUAGGUGGGACGACAUAUGAAGAGGCUCUGACAGUUCACAAUUUUAACAGAUCUACACCUGGAGUUAGAAUAGUACUGGGAGGAACAUAUGUACACAACUUCAAAAGUUUCCUGGAGGAGAUCUCACAGGCUGUGGAGGGUCAGGAGCCUAGUCGACUGAGCACACGAGGCAACCGAUGGUGAAGAAGUGGCAGAAUUAAAGGAGGGUUGGUAUAUGUGCAUCGCUAUAGACAGUGCAAGGUGCCAGGAAUAUUCCUGCAGCAGGUUAGUGAGGCCUGGGAGGUCCCCUCCAGCAGUAAAAGUUUACAUUCCAUUCAUAUGCAGGAAAUGCUGAUCAACUGGAAAGAUAACCAGAAAUAAAGGAGCUUGAUCUGCUGGAUGGUUAACUGAAGGGCUUGUGGGAUAGGAAAGAUACAAGAGGCCGUGAUACAGGCGGAUGGAGCUGAUAAGCUGGUCGUGUACCUGGAUGAUAACUGUAUAUGUGAAGAGUAUUUUUUAGUCUGCUAUUGACACAUGUUGUCACAUCAUACUAAAUUUUAUAUAUCUCUUAUGGUUAUUUACACGCAUGUCCUGUUUUUAAGAAUGUGACUGGGCCUAUGAAGAUAGGUGUAAAAAAGGAAGUCAGCUAUCAAAAAGUUGGGAGAGCAAAUGCAAAUUUAUGGAGAAAGGUCCAUGACUGCAAUUAGUUUGAUGUCUUGGCAUGAAUGGAUUUUAUCCUUUUUUUUUGUGCGUGAACUCUUCAUAUGAUAGGGCGAUUUUUUCUGAUGCAGAUGUGCCUGUGUACAAUGAUGUUGUCUACAGGAUA